Molecule: messenger RNA, 1846 nt
Organism: Schistocerca nitens (vagrant locust)
Lineage: Eukaryota; Metazoa; Arthropoda; Insecta; Orthoptera; Acrididae
Product: pre-mRNA-splicing factor CWC25 homolog
Exons: 7
Coding region: 518-1726 (402 amino acids)
Biological process (GO): mRNA splicing, via spliceosome
Cellular component (GO): U2-type spliceosomal complex
Source: RefSeq, a predicted model, not a curated record
UGCUAGAAUUUGCCCUUUUACGGUAAUUAUCUCCGGGGUUUAGCAGUUUUGUUACAUCGAAGUAUACAACAUUGAACAUUCGAAAAAUCGUAGGGAAUGAUUUUGAGAACACGAUAAUUGUCUGAAACAGACCCCCCACUAACGUUUAAGAAAUCCAUCACUGAAAAUGUUAAUGAUUUAUUAAACUUUCGCGCGGAAAAAUUACGCAUGGAAGAAGUUGUGCAUUUCUUAAGUUACUCUGCAGAACAAACAUGAAGCGCUUCUGUUAGAGUUAAUCGAAUGGGAUAUUUUGGUUAUUCUGCGAAAGAUAUGCGAAACUUGCCCGAGUGUUGGAUGGAGUUACAUCAGUGGACAUGCCACAUAUAUACCACAAAUUAAUUUACGUAAUCAAACAUAUUGAUACACUAUACAAUAUCUGUAACCAGAGAUGAUUGUUUAAUGUUGAUUUGCAGACGAAGUUUGUAAACAUUAAACAGUCCUGCGUCUUGUAGUGUACGUAAAGUGGCACUAACCUGUAAUGGGAGGAGGAGAUUUGAACUUAAAGAAGUCAUGGCAUCCAUCUACUACAAGAAAUAUUGAGAAAGUAUGGAAAGCAGAGCAAAGACAUGAUGAGGAGCAAAAAAGAAUUAAUGAUCUGCGUCGUGAAAUAAUUGCAGAAAAGGACAAGGAAGAUAUAAAGAAAUAUGCUGAAGAUAGUGGCGUAAUUGAGAAGAAAAAUGAACAUAAACUGGAAUGGAUGUACAAGAAACCAGGAGAGUUAGUGGACAGAGAAGAGUACCUUCUUGGCAGAUCUAUUGACAAAACCUUUGAGCAAAUUCAGGAGUCUGAAAAAGCAGCAGCAUCAUCUUCAUCGGUAGUUGAUAUUAAUCUUGCUGAGAAAGGUGGUGAGCAUUCUUCAUUUGCUAGUCUCCUUGCACCUCAAGUUGAUCUAGCGAGGAAACUACAGGAGGAUCCCUUGUUUGCUAUUCGAAAGAAAGAGCUUGAAACUCGUAGCCAGAUACUAAAAAAUCCUGUGAAGCUAAAGAAGCUUCAGCAGCUGCUAAGUUCCCGCAGUUCAUCAAAACCGAAAAAAUUAAAGAAAGAAAAAAAGAAAAAGAAGAAAAGGAAGAAAAAUAGCGACAGUGAAGACAGCGAUAGUGAUAUUGAUGCUGUUCUUUUAGACAAAUACAAGAAAUUGAAAGAGAAGCUUAAAGAAACAGACCUAGCUGUAUUGAAAACUAUUUGUGUUGAUACUGAUAAAGACAAAAAACUGUCUUCGAAGCCAAAAGAUUCCAAGAAAAGAAAACAUGACAGAAGUUCACUGGAUGAAGAAGAUUAUCAUCAAAAGAAGGACAGACAUCAGGACAGGGACAGCACGGAACAUAAUAAUCCAAAGACUGAUUCAAGGCAUCAGCAUAAACCAACCUAUACAGAUAAAUACAAGGGUGACAGGAACUGGAAGAAGCCGGAAAAAAAGAAAUUAACUGAGGAAGAAAUUGAACGCAGAAGGGCAGAAAUGUUAGAUAACGCCAAAUGGAGGGAACAAGAACGGGACAAGAACAUAGCCAGAAAUAAAGCACAGGAAGAAUAUGAGAAAAAGCAGAUGAAAGAUUUUGAUAAAGAUUUUAUAAGGAAGCAACUUUCAAUUGCUGCAUCCCAAGAGACGGUUGAAGGGCGUAUUCGAUCAAAUAUGAACAACAUCCAGAGGUCUGGAAUGGCAAUGGACAAAAAUUUUGCUCGAAGGUGAUGAAUACUGUGUAAGACGAAUCAACAAACUACUGCCUUGUGUGAAAGAGUGUGAUACAGCCAUUGUUAGUUCUUGUGUUGAGUUUUUAUUUUUAAAAUAAAAUUUAUGUUUGAUACCUUA